GCGGGGGAAGACAGUAGCGCUCAGCACCCGACAGCCCGGCAUCAGAACCCAACAGUGCGAUUGCUGCUGGGAGAUCGGAGCUUUGCAAUAAAAGAAAAGCUUCACCGAAGGAAUACUACAUUCCUCCAGUGGAUUUGUUACGUUACUUAUAAUAAUAGUGAUGGCAGUUACUCAAACUGGAUGUGACUUGACAUACUGCAAGAUGCGGGGGAUCGUGUCCGUUCUCACCGCUUUUAUUAAAGAAAGGAAGAUGGGCUUAAACGACUUCAUCCAGAAGCUUGUUUCCAACCCUCCCAUUUGUCAACAUGCCGAUGUUGAUUCAUUCUUAAAAAUCGAUGAGAACCAGAAUGAGGAGCUGGAGGAGACUCACCUGUGUUUGACCAACCCCAGGAGCUCUUUGGCGGAGGAGACUCAGAUCAAACCUUCAGAUUUUGACUACUUAAAGAUCAUUGGGAAGGGGAGCUUUGGAAAGGUUCUGCUUGCAAGGUACAAGGAAAACGAACAAUACUAUGCUGUGAAGGUGCUUCAAAAGAAAAUCAUACUGAAAAAAAAAGAACAAACGCAUAUCAUGGCGGAAAGGAGUGUAUUAAUGAAAAAUAUCAAACAUCCGUUCCUGGUGGGGCUGCAUUACUCUUUCCAAACCACUGACAAACUGUAUUUCGUCCUAGACUACGUCAAUGGAGGCGAGCUGUUCUACCACCUCCAGCGUGAACGGGUGUUUCUAGAGCCCAGGGCGAGGUUUUAUGCUGCUGAAAUCGCUAGUGCACUCGGUUACCUUCACUCACUGCACAUAGUUUACAGAGACUUAAAGCCAGAGAACAUCCUCUUGGACUCUCAGGGCCACAUUGUGUUGACAGAUUUUGGGCUGUGCAAAGAGGGACUGGAACCCAACGGCACAACCUCAACGUUCUGUGGAACUCCUGAGUACUUGGCUCCCGAGGUGCUGCAGAAACAGGCAUAUGAUCGUACAGUGGACUGGUGGUGCCUGGGAUCAGUGCUGUUUGAGAUGCUGUAUGGACUGCCUCCAUUCUACAGUCGCAACACAGCCGAGAUGUACAACAACAUCCUUCACAAGCCUCUAGUCCUGAAGCCUAAUGUGUCCAACGCUGGCCGAGAGCUGCUGGAGGGUCUGCUGCACAAGGACCGUACCAAGAGACUGGGGUCCAAAGAUGAUUUUCUGGAAAUGAAGUUCCACAGCUUCUUCUCUCACAUCAACUGGGACGACCUCAUGGCCAAAAAGUGUGUGCCUCCUUUUGUUCCUAUAGUGUCUGGUCCCACUGACCUCCGGCACUUUGACCCAGAGUUCACCCACUUACCAGUGUCGACCUCCCUAUGCAACUCAGACAGCCUGCACCUGUCCAGUAGCGUACGGGAGGCUGCCGGAGCAUUCCCAGGCUUUUCUUACGGUCCCCCGGCUGACCAUGCCUUCCAGUAACGGCUUCCAUGACCCUCCAAAACGUCCAUUCCAGCAUCACUUGAUGCAUCGAGAAGAAGGACCACAGUGUGGGACACUUAGCUCUUCUGGUUUAUUUGCAUGCACGACCUGGCAGCACAAGGAACACUUGUGCAUGACCAAGAGGAAUGUAGGACAUUGUAGGACACAAACUACUGUAACAACAACUUCCAGAAAAGAUGCAGUGUGUGCCAAUGGAUGCAGAGAGGACCUGAGCUCAGAGAUAGAGAGAGAGAGAGAGAGCGAGCUUAGAAGUGCCUGAGAGUUGAACUGAUUAUCUGUGGAAAAAAAAAAGAUGAUGGCACCAGCUACUAGGCGAAAGCCUUUUGUGAUCUUUUACAUUUGAUCAAAAUGUCUUUGGGUGAUGUUUUAUUCAAUUGUAUUUUUCAUGCAUCAUUGCACAGAGGAGGUAAAGGAUCAAGAAUAGUACAAAAUAUACAGAUUGUCCGAAAAAGGGGUGAUUAGAUCAACCCCUUUCAGAACAAGAGGAUACACAGACUGAUCCGACUCAAAUAUCAAUACACUUUUAAUGAAUACAUUUAUUAUCGUCUUCCUAUUGACAAACGUUAAUUUAAUAACUGCAUUAUUGAUCAUACUGCAUUAUAUUAGUGUGGUUUAUCUUAGCUCUUCAGUCCUGCUCAAAACUUCCCAAGCUAUGUUUAGGUUUAUAUUAGAAGGAAAACUAGUCCUACAAGCGUUUAGCUGUGAUUAUUUGUCUGAAUGAGUAGAAGACAUCAUGUGUUCCUCCUAAAAUUAAUAUGUUGUCAUAUAAGUACUUUCUUUCCUUUUUUUUCUCCAAUGCCAGAACUUUUACACAAAAUGCCAGACACUGUGUUUCCUGGGAAGACAUUUCUAGUAGCCGCACAUCACAUUCUAUUAUCUUACAAUUAGUGAGAUGGAUGUAUGUUGUAUAUGUCUGUUUAUCAUUGUUAUCUGAAGUGAUUACUGUCCAUUGCAAACACAGCAUGUCGAUUAGAUUGUAUUGAAACUUUUUGCAUCAUGCACAGGAGAUUUGUAGUAGCCCAGAAGGAACGGUGUCUUUUCUGUUCAAAUUGUGCCUGUACAGCUACUUUAUGUACAUUGUCAUACAUUUCCAUGUGUGUCUAUCUUCCUGUCUGUAUUGCUCUGGGUUGGACAGGGACAUGGAAUGCUGUGCAAUAGAAAAGGUGACUUGAAAGAGAUGUGAACAAUAUUUCAUGGGACGACUGAGUGGUAUCGACUUAAUGAAGGAGAGAGGUUUGAAUGCCCUUAUGAUACGCAUCCCUGUUUUGAAUCUAAUAUAUUUCAUAUCAUUGGACCAAUAAUGCGCUAUAUGUUGUUCUUUAGAUAACUGCAAACAAGGCAAUAUGGAUAAAGUUUAUUUUUUCUUCCAUUUUUGGAAGGUAUUCAUAUAUUGUUUUCUAUUUUUCCAUGUAUAUUUAUUUACAUGUCACAUAUUUUACAUCUAAUGAUCAGAGUAUUAAAUUCUUAGAAUAAUGAAAUGUUGAGAAUGAUCCAUAUAAAUGAAAAAUAAAUAUGCAAAAAUGAAA
Molecule: messenger RNA, 2982 nt
Organism: Carassius carassius (crucian carp)
Lineage: Eukaryota; Metazoa; Chordata; Actinopteri; Cypriniformes; Cyprinidae
Product: serine/threonine-protein kinase Sgk1-like
Exons: 12
Coding region: 161-1435 (424 amino acids)
Biological process (GO): protein phosphorylation
Molecular function (GO): phosphatidylinositol binding; ATP binding; protein serine/threonine kinase activity
Source: RefSeq, a predicted model, not a curated record